Molecule: messenger RNA, 441 nt
Organism: Grus americana (Whooping crane)
Lineage: Eukaryota; Metazoa; Chordata; Aves; Gruiformes; Gruidae
Product: feather keratin-like
Cellular component (GO): intermediate filament
Molecular function (GO): structural constituent of cytoskeleton
Source: RefSeq, a predicted model, not a curated record
AUGCUGUCAUGCGCAAAGGCUGUCACGCCCCUUGGGGGCCAGCAUAAAAGCGGCCCAGCGCCUCUCGCCCUCACACACUUCUCCUGACGCCUUCUCCUACGCGGUCAACAAGGACCCCUCCGCACCACAGACAUGGCCUGCUACGACCUCUGCAGCCCCUGCGGACCCACCCCGCUGGCUAACAGCUGCAACGAGCCCUGCGUCAGGCAGUGCGAGGACUCCCGCGUCGUCAUCCAGCCUUCCACCGUGGUGGUCACCCUGCCGGGACCCAUCCUCAGCUCCUUCCCCCAGAGCACAGCCGUCGGAUCCUCCUCAUCGGCUGCCGUGGGCAACAUCCUCAGCUCCCAGGGAGUGCCCGUCUCCUCCGGUGCCUUCGGCUACGGCUACGGCUUCGGAGGCCUGGGCUGCUUCGGCGGCAGAAGAGGCUGCUCCCCCUGCUAA